This is a messenger RNA of Trichomonas vaginalis G3, 516 nucleotides long. RefSeq lists its product as uncharacterized. The transcript has a single exon. The record is from RefSeq and is a predicted model, not a curated record. Lineage: Eukaryota; Parabasalia; Trichomonadida; Trichomonadidae. The coding region runs from base 1 to 516 and encodes 171 amino acids.
AUGUUCCUUCUUUGUCUUGUGAACUUAGGAGAAUCUAGACUGAAACGCCCACGUCAUCAUAUGAAAGAAUAUGUCCAAGAAAACGGCUGGCUCGGUUGCCAUGAAACCCAUGAUCCAUACACAGAAAAUUUAGUUAUCAACCGUGUUGAUGGCAAUAAAGAGACACGCACUGUUUAUACGGCUGAUCUAUCAUCUCUUUACGGUCUAGUUGCAGCUAAAUAUCCUCUUCUUCUUGAAAUAACCGAUUAUUUCAUGGAACAUUCUGAACCCUUCUAUAAUUCCAAAAUUACAAGUACAUUAGGACAUGUAACUCUUGAAAUUCAGGCAGCCCAAAAAGGAGAAGGAUUUUGUGAUUACACAGCUCAAAUAAAGACUGUUCACAUUAAAAAAUGCUACGGGAAGGAGACACAUAGGAGAGAAACAUUUGAAAACAGAUUUAUUACAGAGGGUGAGCGCAAAACUAUCUUGAAUGCUAUUAAAGAUAAGAUCGGAAUCCUUCCAAAUCCUAAAUUUUAA